AUGUCACCCUACGACCAAAUAACAAAACAUCUCCGUUCCCUCCCUAUCCGCCUCCCCCAAACCCAACAAGAACGCCUAACCCUCGCCCUGGGCACAACAGCCGCCAUCGGCACCUCCCUCAUCCUCCCCGCACUCUACCGCGACUACCGCGUUUUUCGCUCCUACGGGCCCGGCGGCGUACCAAACAAUGUAUUCGGAUGGUUUAUCGUGCGCGCGCUAUUCCAGCCUUUUGCGGGCGAAAUGUUCGGGACGGAAAUAUAUGUUCAGCGGGUAGAUGCGCUUGAGGGACAUGGGGCUGGUGGGGAGGGUUUCUUAAAUCUUGCUCCGGAGCAGGCGCGUUCGGUUAAAGAGAGGCCGGUUGUUGGACCGCAUGUUGUGCCGCAGAGACAGUUGACACAGUUACCCGAGGAGGAAAUCAAGGAUAAACUCGAUGCUGCGUUCAGGGCAUUCGGCCAUAAGAAUUACCACCUUGUCAAAUUCCAGCGCUCGGGCCAGGAAGCGCAUGCUGAUGCGCUUUUCUUAUCGGAUCACCUCCCAGCUUCGGGAGUCGUGAAGGCAACAGAUGGCGAGUUGGCACAUUUACACUCGAGCGGCGAGUUCUCGGGGCAUUUGCUAUUGGCGCCUGCUGAUUGCAAGAGGGUUAUCGAGGCGGGUUGGGGCCAGCGACACGGCUUUUCGGGCCAAUCGGCCUUGUCUUUGCUGAGCUUUGGGACAAAGAAGGAUAUCCCUGCGGAGUUCCUGAUGAUCUAUGCGCCGCGAAAUGAUGCGGAGAUCCGUACAUUUAUGCAGAUUGUGGAAGCGGGUAUCAAGUAUUCGACUGGCAGGGAGGAUGUUCGUUGA
This is a messenger RNA of Penicillium verhagenii, 840 nucleotides long. RefSeq lists its product as uncharacterized. Bases 1 to 840 code for a protein of 279 amino acids. The transcript is spliced from 3 exons. The record is from RefSeq and is a predicted model, not a curated record. Lineage: Eukaryota; Fungi; Ascomycota; Eurotiomycetes; Eurotiales; Aspergillaceae.